AUGGCUCCUCUCCUUAAGAGCAUGUUGCUGCUCUCAGCUUUGAGUAUAGUCACGGCAGAACAAAUUAAAUCCACUCAACCACUCCGAGGCGAGGCUUAUGUCGGCCGUCCGGCUGUGCGGCACGCCAUGAGACAAAAGACACGAUAUGAACCAGGCUCCCUAAGUGUUCACAGAGACUCUGGCAACACGCGCUCUGAGGACUUUGAAGCCCCUCUGGGAGUCAAUCCUAAGGUCGAGGCGAUCAAGAUGGCACCUCCUUUCAACAUGUUCUGGGACGAGGAGGGUCGAGUCUUGGCCGCCAAUCAGUGUCGAGAAAACACCACUUGCAUCGUCUCUCUUGACCCGGAUACUUAUGAGAUCGAAGCAACCUAUCCGGAGCCUGACCAGCCAUCAGACCUAUCCCAGACCCUGAUGGUGUAUAUGCAACUGCUUGACGGCCAUGUUACCACUUCAACGGCCAACCGCCAUAUUCUUGAGUUGGAGAUUGUUGGUAAGGGAGCCAAGACGACUUUCGUCACCAAGCGUGAUAUCGAUCUGUCCAACGUGACGUCGGCAAACGAACUCAUUCUCAGCACCUCUUAUGACUCGGAUGGAAACCUAUGGUUCACUACAGGAGGCUUUGCUGGCGCCGGCUUUCCUGCUGGCGACACGGCAACCCUUGGAUAUGUGGAACCAGGCGGCAAAGUGCACACCUUGAAGCUGCCAGACAAGAUGAUUGAAAACUCAUUUGCCAUCAGUGGGACGGAUGUUUACCUGCUUACUGGACCAGCCGGGUCUGCUGACCAUGCCGAUGCAUCCGGUUCCUUUUUAUACAUGCAGCCGAGUCCCGAAGGAGUCAAGGUCAUCGCAGAGCUGCUAUACGAAGCUGGAGAUGGUAUAAAGAAGGGCAGCAUAUCCCGAGGUGCUGGCUCUACUCCUUCACUUCUUGGUCACAAAUACGUGGCCUUUACCGACAAUGCGAACGACCAAGUCAACGUCAUCGUCUACCCACAAGGCUCGGCUCUCACCAACAACACCAAACCACUCUGCACCGUCCCCCUCUUCGAGAAAGGCUCCAGCAGCAACGAGAACGCUGGAGUCAACCAUUGGGAUGGCAAGUCAACCUACAGCAUGGUCUUUAGCAACUUCUACAACGGCCCCCCUCUCGCGCAGCUGCGGGACGCCCCGUUUGGAGAUGGAACGGACUCAGACCCUGAGAUCCUCAACGGGCCCUUUAAUGAUCUCAGUGCUGUGGGUCCUGGGCUUACUCGGGUUGAUUUCGAUGAGAGGACGGGCAAGUGCACUACCCGCUGGUACAACAAGAGCAUUCGAACCACCAUCACCCCCAUCAUGUCUACCAAGACAGGUCUCCUCUACAUGCCUACUCAGGACUAUAAACUGGCACAGAAAGGGAGCUACGUAUAUUACGUGAGCGCUCUUGAUUUUGAGACGGGCAAAGAGGUAUGGAAAGUUCGAACUGGUGCUGGCGGCGUUUUCAGCAAUCACUUUCAGACGCCCGUGCUCACAAAGGAUGGAGGUGUUGGCCACUAUGUUAUUGGCGGCUUUGUUAAGGUCAAGGAUGGCAAAAAGCCCAAAGGUACAGGCCAUUAG
Molecule: messenger RNA, 1590 nt
Organism: Fusarium vanettenii 77-13-4
Lineage: Eukaryota; Fungi; Ascomycota; Sordariomycetes; Hypocreales; Nectriaceae
Exons: 2
Coding region: 1-1590 (529 amino acids)
Source: RefSeq, a predicted model, not a curated record